UGUGACUUGGCUUUGCAUUGAUGAGAUACUUCGCACUUGAGAUGUCUAUUUCGCCAUGAUGUGUUUUCCGUAUAUGAGAAUCCAGCGUGUGGCUCUCCCAUGCAAAUGCUCACACAACUAUCCAUCCCACCUCCCAAGCUAGCAUCACUAUCGACAGUACGCUUCACUCCAUUCCAACACAAAAAACUCCCACUUCCCACUACCCAUACAAACACCACACUCAACCCCUCAGCGCCAACCCGCCCCCUUAACCUUAUCCUUCCCACCCUUCCCUCCACCCUCCCACCUCUCAACCCGCCUAACAACCACAACCUCCUCCCUCUUCUUCUCGAUCCUCUUCUCACCCAUCUUCUCCCUGCCCUCCCUCUCCUCCCCACCACCCAAAUCCCGCAGCAACCCCCGAUGCACACCAUGCGCAGUCCAAUCCCGUUUCACGCUCGAGCUCGGCGCGGCAGUAAACCAGUCUGGCAUAUGCGCAUGCGCGUGCGUAAUCUUGCGGGAGGUGUACUUGUAGGAAGAGGAAGUGUGCUCGUAGAUUGUUGGGAGGGGGUGCGGAUAUACUCGUCGAUGGGGAUGGUGUAGGGGUUCGACGAGCUUGGUUUGCGGGCGGAUGUUGGAUGACCGUGUUGAGGUGUAGGAGUAGUGCGCGUGUGUUGUGUGGGUGGAGUGUGGUGGUGGCAU
Molecule: messenger RNA, 681 nt
Organism: Dothidotthia symphoricarpi CBS 119687
Lineage: Eukaryota; Fungi; Ascomycota; Dothideomycetes; Pleosporales; Dothidotthiaceae
Exons: 1
Coding region: 100-582 (160 amino acids)
Source: RefSeq, a predicted model, not a curated record